AUGGGCGCACAGGCAAAGUGUCCUCCAGUAUGCUACGUGUUGCAGAUAUGCUCUAACACGGGUCGGUGCAGGUAUUACUUGGCAAAAUUGGUGCAGGAGCAUGGUGGCAGCGUCGCCUCUGCGCUCACCGCCACGCGUGUUACGCACAUGGUCGGCUCCAACUUAAAUGGAUCCAAGGCCGACAAGGUAGUCAAGAGCUCCGGCAAAGUCAAGUUUGUUAGUCCAGAAUGGAUCUUAAAGUCCGUCAAGCAAAAGAAGCGCCAACCGGAGCAUGAAUACCUGGUCUACAAAGAUGCUCGUGCUGCCAGUUCGCUUCAGACUGCAUUUUCACGAACAGCACCACCAAAACAGUAA
Molecule: messenger RNA, 354 nt
Organism: Phytophthora sojae
Lineage: Eukaryota; Oomycota; Peronosporomycetes; Peronosporales; Peronosporaceae
Exons: 5
Coding region: 1-354 (117 amino acids)
Biological process (GO): error-prone translesion synthesis; error-free translesion synthesis
Cellular component (GO): nucleus
Molecular function (GO): DNA-directed DNA polymerase activity; deoxycytidyl transferase activity
Source: RefSeq, a predicted model, not a curated record